AUGUCCCAAGCUUGCUCCCCCUCCUCCCUCCUCCUGCUGCUUCUACUCCUCCUCGCGCGUGCCGCAGGAGCUGACGCAGAUGACGCGGCCUGCAGCGGCGCGUUCCACCCCGGUCAGGAAAACUUCGUGCUGGACGCGGAGGACGCGGUAAAGGAGGGAGCGGUACUUCUGGCCACCGCGCCCGUCAGCUCCGGGGAGGCCUGUGAGCGCGCGUGCUGCGAGGACCCGCGAUGCAACCUGGCGCUGCUGGAGCCGCGCAGGGACGGAGCGACAGACCGCACAUGCGUCACAUUCAACUGCGUGCACAGAAACCGCUUCGUGUGCAGAUUCGUUAACCAGGUCGGGUACCAGAGCUUCAUCAGACUGGCCGUGUUCCGGAAACACCUACAGGGACCACAGGGGUCAGGUGAGUCCACACCCGGACUUAAAUGGAUCUUCCGGCGGAAAAUUAAUUUAGGGCCAAACACACCUUAACACCGAGUUGGAGACCCUCUAUAGCCACAAUAAUGCUCAGAACAGCACCUAACAUCAUCAACAGUACAUAAAGGGUCCGAGCCAUAGCACUAGCCAUCAAACAUCCUUUUAACUUUUCCUAAUUUCUGUAGCAAAGAGACUAAACACAACUCACCUACUCUCUUCCAGCAGAUGUUUGUUAGUAGCAAGACCUGGGGCCGGUCCAUUACGGACUGCUGCGGGGUGAGGCAGCUCAAGCAAGAACAUUUAUGAUUAUUACUUCAUAGAAAUGCAAUCAAACGGAGACACUAAGGCAGAAGAACUACCGGUUCUGUAGUGCAAAACGAUUAAUAUGGUGAUUAUUACUUCAAGGAAAUGAUUUUAAAAAAUGAUCAUAAAUGUUCUUCCUCGAGCUAUGACACCCCGCUGUGGUCCAUAAUGGACUUGCCCCAGGUCUACAAACAAGCAGCUGCUGGAAGAGAGUAGGUGAGUUGUGUUUGGUCUCUUUGCUAAAGAGAUUAGGCAAAGUUAAAAAGAUGCUUGUUGGUUAGUGUUAUGGCUGGGACCCUAUAUGUACUGUUGAUGAAGUUAGGUGCUGAUCUGAGCACUAUUUGUGGCUAUUUGGUUGAGGUUUGUUUAUGGUUCCUCAGACCACUGUGUAUUGCUAUCGUGCGGUCGUUACAAAAGUUGGUAUAACUAGAGAAGCAAGGAGUCGGCAACAUUCAUCUCUGAAGGGGGUGUCUAACUCGGUGUUAGGGUGUGUUUGAUCCUAAAUUAAUUUUAUGCCGGAAUAUCCCUUUAACGUUACAGAAAAAAUAUGCUCAUCAUAUUUGGAUGGGGUCUGUAGAGGUCUACAAUCUGCACUUGGGUCACUUAAUGUAUCAGCUCCACAUCUUAAAAUGUUAAAAGUCCAUGUUACACAAACUGAUAAGGCACUUAACAGUUUUAUGGCUGUCAUUUGAUAAAGGAAAAAUCCAUAGGAUAUGAUAGAAUCAAAUCAGACACAUCAUUUCAUAAACAUUUUCUGUUUAAUGUCAACAUAAUGUCACAUGGCUGCAGGGACAGGUUUUUAUAGAAAGAUUUCCCAUCCUUUAGUUUGUCAUAAUAAAAUCCUCCCUGUGUUGUUGCACAGCACUGUUAUUAGCACAAUGAGUGGAUGACUCACCUUUGUCCACUCUGCACACAGUUUGCACAUUUAUUGCUCAAACACAGUCUUCAAUGAGCAAACACAAGCAAGCUGCUUCUCAGAGUGAUCAAAGAGGAAUAAUGUGUGAUUAUGUGGGGUCAAAAUGAUCAAAAUCUAGUUUCUAACUGAUAAACAUGAAUCUGAAAGCCCGUCUGGAGACUUCAAAUUUUAUAUUUAUCUAUGAUAAAGAGAUUUGUUAAUCUCUAUGAAAUAUAAUAUGAAAAAACAAAAUACAGUAUCUGAAGACUUCUGAAAUUGUUCGGCAUUUGUUCACUUACAACAAGCCUUUUAUAUCUAUACAAGCAAGGGGUCCUCUCCUAGUAGGUUGCCAUGUUUCUACAGUAGCCCAGAGCGGACAAACUAGUAACAAAAAAUGUGUUUUUGUUGUUGUGGGUGUAAAAUAAUUUGUAUUACACAUUUGUAUGGUAAAAUCUAAGUUAUCAGGCAUCUGAGGAGCUUUUUGAUCUUUGAGGCCACUGUUGUUUCAGUGAAGAGAGGGGUGAGCAAGGGGGCAAUUCAAUCUGGAAUCUGACUACAAUUUUUUCAGAAGAUUGUCCCUUCUCUGCACACUGUGCCUUCAAACAGGACUCUCACACAGAGUGUACCAAUGGCAGCAAACCUGAAUAUGCUUUUAUUGUAAAACCGGAAGUCAAACUAUCCUUAUCUUUCAAAGUGGCAAAGUUUUUACAGAUUAGGCUCCUCUUAUAGUUAUUGUCAGACUUCUUUGUGUCAGUCUGGGUCACUCGAGUUGUUUAGCAUGAUUGCAGCUCAAAAACUCAAUGUCUCAUGUCACUAUGUCCUAUGCCCAAGUCUGUUAAAAAACCUUUUCCAGCACUACUCAGUCUUUGACUGAAAGACCUUAUAAAGCUGCUUUUUCUACAGAUACAAAUUAGACACGGAUUGCGGGUGCUACUUUUUACACAGCACUGUAGUCUUGAAACUGCAUUAAAGUUAUGUAUUUACAGAAACACUUUACCUGAGAUGGAUUUAUGUAGGAUGUUAUCCAGAGUCUCUCUCCUCUCCUCUGUAUGUAUCAGUUCCUUGGCCUUUGGAAAGUACAAACCCCUGAACAGGGACUUUUCAAGAACUACAUUUAGACCCUUGUUCCUUCAGCUCAAACACACACAGUUCCUUGUAAGGUAUCAAGUUUCUGGAGAAAGUUCCUGCAGUAGAAAAGCUGUUAGAACACUUAAUUCCUGAUAUUCAUCCAAACACAGGAUCUCACUGUUUGCAAACAUCACCUCUGUGUGUCUCCAGGGGAGCAGGCUCCGCCCAUCGCCAUUGCAGGUCGUGAUGUUGUCGUUCAGCCUGGACAGACGGUAACGCUGAAUGGCCACGAGAGUCUGGCGCUUGGUGAUGCCCUAAUCGAGCGGUACAGCUGGACUCAGCUGAGUGGACAUGAUGGCGUCAAGAUGGAGGUACAAACAUUUUAGUCAUGGGGGCAGGGCUUAACACAGAAAAAUAAAAGGUCAGCUGAAGUCUGAUUUAAAAAGAAAAAAAAGAAAAAACAAAUCAGACAAAUUACCGAAUCAAUAAAUGUAAAGGGAUGCAUCUGUACAACCAAACUCCAUUCAGAACUCUAAGAGUUUGUCUGACUCUGUGAUGCUGACAGUAUGAAAACGAUAAAACAGGACUGUUUUACCUGUGCAGGUAAGUGCUUGGGUACAUUCCUUUAAGUUCAAUCAAACUGUCCAUCUGCCACUCAAACGACUUGUUUCUGAACAGCUGUCUAUAUAAAGUGAUUUUUUUAAUGUGAUUCAGCAGAAGACAGAUCUACCUGACCAGGUGAGACUCUUAGACCUCCAGCAAGGCACCUACAUCUUCCAGCUGACCGUCACUGACUCCAAUGACAAAUCACACUCCACCAAGGUCAAAGUGCUCGUCCUCAGCCCGGAGAACACCAGCUGUGAGUGCUCAUGGGAAAUGUAGUCUGUUUAGGAAUGACUGUUUAAACUUCUUUAAGGACAUCAUGUAAUAAUCUGCUAAAUUCUGAUUUGAUUACCAGUUCUUGAACAGUUAUUGAUAGGAAAAACAACCUUGUUAAUACAUAAACAAAAAAUUAUUAAUUGUUAAAUUACACUCUUAUUAAUUCAACCAGUAAUUGAAUAAUCAUAAACUAUUUAUAAUUGUUAUUGAGUAAAAAGUAGUCAACAUCCCUAACCCAAGUAAAAAGUCUAUGGUACAAGCAAGUUAUUUAUUAGUAACUGAUCAGUAAAAAUCUUCGUUGAUUAUCAGUAACCGGUGCUGAUCAGUUGUAAGUGUAACCGUGGUUUAUCAACAUGUAAUAACCAGUUAUUGAUCAACAUAACCCAUGUCAAACCAAUAACUGACCAGCUGUUCCCUAAUUUAAAUAACAAAUUAUUUGAAAAGUUUAUAAUCAAUUUCAAACGGUUCAUGUCUUUGAUCAUUGUUUUGAUGUGUUUUACUUUGGUUUACAAACAGUUGACUAUCAAUCAGUUAUGAGUGUAACACUGCUCAGUUCACAUGUUAUUAUCAAUAAUUGAUCAGUUGUACCCUGGUGGUAAAACAAGUCUUGGUAAUAAUACUGAUCAAUCCAACCCAGAUCAACAAAUUAAUAUUAGCCAUUGGUUAGUUUAACCGGAGUCAAUAAACGUGAUAUAACUAGUUAUUAAUGACUAUUAGAUUUUUUUAAGAUAAUUUUUUCGCUUAAUCAGUCAAACCCUGAUUGAUAACUAUGUUAUUAUUGAUUUUUGCUUCGUUAUAAGUUGGUUACUUAUGCAUAGAUAAUGAUUAAUUAUACCCUGGUUAUUAAACUGGUUAUAACUUCUGAUUGAUAAGGAAAAGAUCUGAUUUAUUGACAAGUUAUGUAUAAGUUAUUUAUCAGUAAAAUCUAGUUGAUUGGCAGGAUACAUUCAGUAAAGAUUUGUAAAAUACUUUGAAAACAAAUCACUGAAAAGUUAGUUUUGCUCUGGUUAAUUAACAGGUUAUAAUCAGUCAUUGAUUAUUCUAUUCUUGUGAUUGACUUUAUCUAUCAGGUUUUGAUCAGUUGAACUCUGGUUUUGACAAAAGUUACUCAAAGGUCAGUCACUCUCUGGUCAGUUAUCAGGUUAUAACAAGUUAUUGUUCAGUUGUACUUCUGUCUAUUUUUAGGCUUAAAUAAUUCAUCUAUAGGUUAUAACCAAUUAAAUAACAAGUUAUGAACUGUAACUGGUUUGUUGUACUUUUAAAGAUUAAUCAGUAACUUAACAGCAAUACCCUGGUUAAUUUCCUAGUUAUUGAUCAGGUAAACAAUGGUUGAUAAUCAACUGAUCAGUCUGUUUAUUAUCAGUUAAACUCAGAUCUAUCAACAGGUUAUUGAUCAGUUAAAGUUGCUUUAGAGUCCUUUGAUGUUUUUAAGAGUGAAUCAGUGUUUGUGGUUGACGAUCCACACCUUUACAGAAACAAGUCAAACUGGAUUACCCGUCUCUCACACACACACACACACACACACACACACACACACACACACACACACACACACACACACACACACACACACACACAGUGAACCUGCUCUGUGAGCCUCAGUGAUGCUUUUGUCAGUCUUACUGUCUCUCUGGUCUGAGAUCAGUUUCAGUGUAAAAAUCUGUUGAGCAACAUGAGACCGUGGGAUUCACCCACUGUAAAUACAGGAUGUUACCAUGGUAAGAGGGUUAUGACUCAGCAAAUGUAAGCCACUCUUUAAAAUAUUACAACACACAUCUCCAGCCACAAACACACACAUGUAGCUUGGGGUUAAUGUUUAAAUCCACAUACAGGUGUGUCAGCUCUUAGGACGCAAUAUGCAAGAACAAUUACAGGUAAGAGGUCACUGAUCAAUCAAUCUGUCUGACAUACUGUGUGUGUGUUUGUGUGUCUUAGUGUACUGCCGGGCUCCGGUGAAGGUGGGUCCAUGUCGUGCUUCGUUUCCUCGUUGGCAUUAUGACUCCUCCUCAGGUGAAUGUAAACAGUUUGUGUUUGGAGGCUGUAGACAAAACAACAACAACUACCUGUCCUUGAAGGAGUGUGAGACUGCCUGCAGUGGAGUCACAGGUAACCAGCACACCUGUACAGACCUGUGCAAAUACAGCACACACAGCGGAUUCCUCAUAACUGAAUGUGUUGGGUUUUUUGUUCACAGGAACGAUGGAGAGAAGCCUCACUGCUACUGGUCAGUCCCACAUUGCACCUCUGCAAAUUAGCUCUGCUACAUAAUACAAUGCUAACUUGUAUGUGUGUGUUUGUGUGUGUAUAUAUGUUUAGAGGAGUGUGGUGUGACAUGUCAACCCAGUCAGCUGACCUGCAGUAACGGUUGCUGCGUGGACCGAAGCCUUGAGUGUGACGGUGUGAAUCACUGCACGGACGCCUCAGAUGAGAUGCACUGCACCAAAUGUAACACACACACACUGUCUAAAGUACACACAUAUAUACAGAACCCCCCUCCACAAAUAGUGACCUUGCUCUUCCUCUUCUUCUCCAGUGAAUCAGACGUUCAAUCGGCUGCUGAACAUAGAUGUGAACCAAAGGAAGGGUGAGUCCCGUCUCUGAACACCUGCUAGCACAGAAUGCAAAUACUUGCAUGAUAAUAAUGUUAUUUCUCUCCCUUUCUCAGCUCGGUGCUCAGAGCCUCCCCUCACAGGGCCAUGUCGGGCAAGUUUUGCCAAAUGGUACUAUGACCCCCUGGAGAAGAAGUGCUACCGCUUCACCUAUGGAGGCUGUCAAGGAAAUGAUAACAAUUUUGAAGAGGAAGAAAAGUGCAAAGAGACCUGUGAUGGAGUGACUGGUAUUUAAAAACACACGUCUGAGUCACAUGACACACUAAGCAAAAUGUAGGAUACUGAUUUACAAACUCACAUAAACAUUUCUCAUAUGCAGCUUUCACAGACUCUGAUACAGCUACAGCCAGAGACACAAAAACCUUAAAGGGAUAUUCCAGCGUAAAAUUAAUUUAGGGUCAAACUCUCUACUCUCUACUCUCUACUUGCAGCCGCUUGUUUGUAGCAAGACCUCGGGCCAGUCCAUUAAGGACUGCAGCGGGGUGACACAGCUGAUUAUUACUUCAAGGAAAUGAUAAAGUAAUGAUCAUAAAUGUUCUUCCUUGAGCUGUAUAACCCCGCUGUGGUCCGUAAUGGACUGGCCCGAGGUCUUGCUACAAACAAGUGGAUACUGGAAGAGAGUGGGUGAGUUGUGUUUAGUCUCUUUGCUAAAGGAAGUAGGCUAAGCUAAAAAGAUGUUUGGUGGCUAGUACUAUGGAUGGGACCCUAUAUGUACUGUUGAUGAAGUUAGGUGCUGUUCUGAGCAUUAUUUGUGGCUUUAAGGUCUUUAAACACCGGGAACGACGCAAAUAUACGAUAUGAAAUUAAGAAAUAUUCAGAGGCGAAUUUUGAUGCGCCUGACUAUACACAUCAAGCUGAUGUGAUUUUGCGACUUUCCGGGGGAAAAAAGACGCGUCCCGGGUGGAAGCGAGAAGACUGACACAACAGCAGACUGAGUGUUUUUCAGUUCUGAUUAGACACUAGUGUUGAGAUGUCUGUCUGUCAUGAUAGCAUGUACUGAGUCGGGGCCAGUACCAGAUUAGUACAUUAAACUAUAAUCCAUAAACGCAAGGUAACAACCAAGACCUAAUGGUGCUGUGACAGCAAUGCGAUUUGCGACGUUUAGCAAACUGUUAAAGCACACAAAACGCCGUCAUAUGAGAAACCGACACUAUGAUUCUCCACAAGUUGUUAUCUUUGUAAUGUGUAUGUCUUUUAUCAAAAAGCACUCUGUUCUCCGACACGUAAACAAUUAGCCGGUCGGCCAUGUUGGAUAUACCAGUGAAUCUGACGUCGCAACAACACGCAAUCUGAUUGGUCAGAAGUGGACAAACAGUAUGCAAAACCUUAGAAACCUUGACUGUGCUACGAAAAAAUAAAUGCCGCAAUAUCGCAGGACAGGAAAACAUCGCUGAUGUGAACGCUUGUAUUGACAGGGUACGGGUUCAAAAACAAUAUAUUGACGUCCGAAAUAAUCGCACAAAAAAUGCUCCUGGUGGCUUUUUGGUUGAGGUUUGUUUAUGGUUCCUCAGACCGCUGUAUAUUGCUAUCUGCGGUUGUUACUAAAGUUGGUUUAACUAGAGAAGCAAGCAGUCGGCAACAUUCAUCUCUCAGAGGAGGUGUCUAACUCUGUGUUACAGUGUGUUUGACCCUAAAUUAAUUUUUACAACGGAAUAUGCCUGAAAGUCUUCCUGCCAUCAAUCACUUGCACCAUCUGCUGGUGUAAAUCAGACAGUGCAUCUAACUUUGACGUGUCAGCAUAAACUGCUCACAUUAAAUGGCAGCUCAGAAAGAAACUAUAAACGUGACUUUUUAAAUACAUGAUACAAGUUUUUCUGUAUAGAUUAAUGUGUGUGUGUGUGUGUGUGUGUGUGUGUGUGUGUGUGUGUAUGCGUGUGUCCAGAGCGCAGUGUUUUCUUCAGAGGGAUGUUUAAUCGCUAUGAAAAAGAUGAAGCAGAAGAACAAGCAGGAAGUGACUCUGGUGAGAAACUUUUAAAUCUGUUCAAAAGUUUUAUUAAAUGAAUAUAAAAAAGAUUUAAGAUACUUUAACUGAUAAUCUUUUAAAGUGCCUUAGUUUUACUGUCAAGUGAGCUGACAGGAAGUGACCUCACUUUCUUCACAGGAAACAUAGCACUUGCUGUCCUCCUGUCAGUGGCCAUCUUGGCUCUGCUGGCGAUCCUCACCUACUGUUUCCUCAAGAGGAAGAAAGAGCGUUCCCAUAGGCCCGUCCCAGCAGGCCCAGCCCAUGUGGCACUGUCAGAGCAGGACACGCUCGUUUACAACAGCACCACCAAACCUGUAUGA
Messenger RNA from Xyrichtys novacula (pearly razorfish), 8457 nucleotides. The record is from the annotation of a GenBank genome assembly. NCBI's taxonomy places the organism in Eukaryota, Metazoa, Chordata, Actinopteri, Labriformes, Labridae.